AUGUCGCGAACCAUCUGCUAUUUCGAUAUUACGAUUGGCGCUCAGCCAGCCGGUCGGAUCACCUUUGAGCUGUACGACGAGCUCCUUCCCAAGACCACGGAGAACUUCAAGCAGCUUUGUAUCGGAGACAAGGUCAAUGCGAGCGGGGUCAAGCUGGCUUAUGCCGGCUCGGGGUUUCACCGGUGUAUAAAGGGAUUCAUGCUCCAGGGUGGAGAUUUUACGAAGGGCGAUGGAACGGGCGGAGAAUCAAUCUACGGCGAGAAGUUCGAAGAUGAAGGCUUUCCCGUAAAACACACCAAGCCCAUGUUACUCUCCAUGGCCAACGCCGGGCCCAACACCAACGGCUCUCAAUUCUUCAUCACCACGGUCCCCACUGACCACCUGGACGGGAAGCACGUCGUGUUUGGUCAAGUCCGCUCCAACCGCGGUCUCGUGCGCCGUAUCGAGGCGCUCCCGACGGAUAAUGAUAAGCCUAGGGAGGCGGUCACGAUUGCCGCUGCGGGCGUGCUGUCGGAGGAGGAUGUCAAGAAGGAGGAGGAAGCCAACAAGAUGGCAAUGGCGAAUGUUGAUGGGGAGGAUCUUUAUGAGGAUUACCCGGUCGAUGAGGAGCGUAUUGACGCUGAGAAGCCUGAAGAGGCUCUGCAGGUCGCUACCAAACUCAAGGAGAUUGGUACCAGAGAGUUCAAAGCCGGCCAAUACGCCCUCGCGCUGGACAAAUACCAAAAAGCCCUCCGAUACCUUGACACCCACCCUGUCCUUCCUGAUGACGCCCCCGCCCCCCUCGUCGCGUCCUACCGCAACACCCGCUUCCCACUCCUGACCAACGCCUCCCUCUCCGCGCUCAAGUGCAACCCGCCCGCUGGCUCGCUGGCGGUCUCGCUCGCGACGCGCGCGCUGAGCGUGCCGGACCUGACCAAGGAGGAACGGGGCAAGGCGCUGUAUCGCCGCGCACUGGGCAAGGUGCAGGUGAAGGACGACGAGGCGGCCGAGAAGGAUUUGAGGGAGGCGAGUGGGCUUGUCCCCGGUGAUGCAGGGGUGCAGCGGGCUUUGAAGGAGGUGGAAGUGAGGCGGAAGGAGAGGAAGGAGAGGGAGAAGAAGGCGUACGCCAAGAUGUUUGGAUAG
This is a messenger RNA of Dioszegia hungarica, 1122 nucleotides long. Its product is annotated as cyclophilin-like domain-containing protein. The transcript has 6 exons. Gene Ontology annotation, molecular function: protein binding; peptidyl-prolyl cis-trans isomerase activity. Gene Ontology annotation, biological process: protein peptidyl-prolyl isomerization. Gene Ontology annotation, cellular component: intracellular membrane-bounded organelle. The record is from RefSeq and is a predicted model, not a curated record. The coding region runs from base 1 to 1122 and encodes 373 amino acids. NCBI's taxonomy places the organism in Eukaryota, Fungi, Basidiomycota, Tremellomycetes, Tremellales, Bulleribasidiaceae.